AUGGCGAAUGCGCCACCAGCAGCUGACACGCAACAACAGCCAUCGGGAUGGCUAGGAGGGUGGUUCAGUCGUAACCCCGUGCCAGCAGACCAGUCGGCCGGAGCUAGAGAUGCGCCCAUAGUGUCUUCACAAUCAGAGCCCGCCCCCGAUCCACCUACGCAAGUGGCCACGGCCAGUACUUCGGAAGUAGAAUCCCCUCCAAUCACAUCUAGUCAACAGCCUGCGGCCUCUUGGUUUAAUAUUUUUUGGUCUGCCAAAACCGAGCCAGAGGGGUGCAGCGAGGAGUCUACAAAGGCAGCAGAAGCCUCAACGCAACCUGCACCGGAGGAUGCGUCUGUGGAAGGCCCCGUUUUGAGUGAUCCUGAACCGGCCUCAAAGCCCUCAGCGGGCUCGACAUGGGCAUUCUGGUCGAGGGACGCGCCCAAAUCGCCUGGGCAACAGCCACCAGGUCCCGAGACUGGCGAGCUGGCUGUCGUAGGCGACCGAUCAGAGAGACGCCCGCUGAGGGCCAACUCAAAAGACAUGGGUGGAGAUGAGCAACUAAAGGAAGAGCCUUCGAGGGGCCAGUCGAUUAAGGCCAAGCAAAGCAAGGACAAGCUAAGCAAGAAGACCAAGAAGACUAAACCUCAGUCCUUGGAUCUCAACAAAACACCCUCUCGGCCUGUCACACCUCAAUCCGACGCUACCUCUACUAAGAUUGAGUCUCCGUCUAAAGGCAAGACCAAAACGCCCACGACUGCGACCAAAUCCGCUCCACCCAAUCUUCUCCUACCCUCCUUCAAAGAUACUUAUAGGAUGAAAGAAAGCCCCUCCAUAUUGAAGCAGAUCACAGCAUUACUCCUGAGGGCACAACAAGCACCAGCAAAGCAUGUGUUUCUCAAGAACGAAGCUCCCAGGAUCAGGAAGGCCAUCGCGAUUGGAGUACACGGACUGUUCCCGGCUACCUUUCUACGCCCCAUGAUUGGCCAACCCACGGGAACCUCGAUCAAGUUUGCAAACCAUUGUGCGGAAGGCAUUCGAAGAUGGGCAGAGAGCCAUGGCUGUGGAGACUGCGAGAUUGAGAAAGUCGCAUUGGAGGGAGAAGGGAAGAUCGAGGCGCGCGUCCAAAACUUGUGGACCCUGCUUCAGAAUUGGAUGGAUCAUAUCAGGCAAGCGGACCUCGUAGUGAUCGCUUGUCAUUCCCAAGGUGUACCCGUCUCGAUGAUGCUCUUAGAGAAACUGGUAGACUCCGGUGCUAUCGGCAAUGCCAAGGUUGGAGUUUGUGCCAUGGCCGGUGUCAGCCUUGGGCCAUUUGCCGAGUACAAGAGCAGCAUGGGUAUUCUCAUGGGUACUGCAGCGGAGCUGUGGGAAUUUGCGAACUCAGAGAGCGAAGUGUCGAGGAGAUACGAGGCAGCUCUAAAGAAAACAUUAGAGUACGGGGUGCGGAUCACGUAUGUGGGGAGCAUUGAUGACCAGCUGUCUGCCAUCUACUCACCGGCUAGUCAUCCGUACAUCUAUCGAGCUGUCUUUAUAGAUGGCAGAUUACACGCAUCAGAUUUCAUCACUCAUCUCGUCGGCUUCGCUUGCAAACUGCGCAACAUGGGCGUUUCCGAUCAUGGUCUCAUUCGCGAGCUGUCCAUACCGCUUGCAGGAAGCCUCUACGGGGGCGAGGGCCAUUCACGGCUCUACGACGACGACCAGGUAUACGAUCUUGCCAUCUCCCAUACCCUCGAGACAACGGACGCUGGCUCCGUACCCUGCGAGAUUGCAAGAUACGAAGGUCUUGCCCAACCGAAUCCUUACGUGCUACCGUGGAUCAUGCGAGGUCUACUGGAAGAGGACUUUGUCAAGACGGAGCUAAGUACAGAGACAGAUCAGCUUCUGAAGCGCUUUGACGACUGGAAGCCCACGACUAAGCCUCUCCAGAACGUCAAAUACCGACUGGAGGCUGUCAGAUCGAGGCUAUAG
This is a messenger RNA of Cryphonectria parasitica EP155, 1947 nucleotides long. RefSeq lists its product as uncharacterized. The transcript has 3 exons. The coding region runs from base 1 to 1947 and encodes 648 amino acids. The record is from RefSeq and is a predicted model, not a curated record. Lineage: Eukaryota; Fungi; Ascomycota; Sordariomycetes; Diaporthales; Cryphonectriaceae.